Molecule: messenger RNA, 2152 nt
Organism: Chara braunii
Lineage: Eukaryota; Viridiplantae; Streptophyta; Charophyceae; Charales; Characeae
Source: the annotation of a GenBank genome assembly
GUCAGCAACAGUGCCAUGUAAGCAGUGCCACGUCAGCAGUGCCACGUCAGCAGUGCCCCGCCACCAUGACGGGCUCAGCUCUGGGCAUGCCAGGCCAACUGGCCAACGAGUCCAUUGCCGAGUACAAACAGCGGUUCCAGACUCAGCUCGCACUGAUCAAGGCUGAGGAACAGCGCCAGGUGGCAGCCGAGGCUGUCUGCCUACAGGCUGAAGUGGCGGCAACAGCUGAGAAGCAGCGACUUCAAGCCGAGGCUGAAGCAGAUACCCAGGCACGCCGCAAGGAGGCCCUGGAUCUGCUACAGCGGCAUGAAGCCACCAGCAUAGAAAAGCUCAAGUUUUGGCACUUUGAACCAUCUGAGGAGCACGACGACGCGACUCCGGAGGAGCAGCACAAGGAAUUCAUGGCCAAACUCGUGACUAGGUUGGUUUACACUUGUAACCACCUGCAGUCCGAGCUGGUGAACCUCCGGCGGGCCGUACGAAACCACAAGGUUCAGCACGAGGAUGCAGCACGGGCACUCGAUUCCCGUGUACAGGACUUGGAGCAAACUGCACCAAGACCGGAGGCCGGCGAGUCCAGCAAUGCACCCUCUGCCCGCCAACAGGAGGAACGAGUUGACCACGUAGUCGCAAUGCUCGGCGACAUCAGUACCUUCGCUGCACCAGCCACCACCAGCAACCAGCUGGACACCAUGAAGACCGAGGUUCAGCAACUGCAGCUGCCUAACAAAGAUGGCAACACCACUCAGCAUUACAAGAUGCCGACAUUCCAAAUCGAGAAGUUCGAUGAUUAUACGCAUCAAGACCCACACGCGUACAUCGACGCGCUGUUCCUCAACUCAAAGGGGGGAUGCCAGAUCUGGUUGAGCCACCUGGCAACCGUCCACGGCGUCGACGUCGCAGAUCUGAAAGAUAAGAUCUCUUGGGAAGAGUUAACAUGGCUAUGGAAGAAGCGGUUCAUCGUGGACGACGCCCCGACGCUCGCCAUCAACCGCCUCUUCGCUAUAACGCAAGGCAACACAUCGACACGUGACGGGCUCACGGAAUGGCAAAAGAUCGCGGCAACGCCCGAUCUUGACUUGCCAUUUUCGCAUCUGUGCCGCGAGUUCUACAACCGGUCAUGUGCCGCCUUGAGCCUUGCACUUGGUGAUCGCGAGCAAUACGCGACCUUCGCCGAAAUCAUCGACAAGGCAAGGGAGAUCAUCAAGACCAAUAGGGCAGCUGCACACGAGAAAUCAGCAUGGCAGCCAACCUAUGUGGAGAAGGUGGCUGCUGUCCAGCCGCGAAGCAACAACAAGUCCCGAGGGAACGGGAAGGCGAAAACCGCAUCGUCGGCCGGAAACGGACAGCCCGCACCAUGGGUCAAGUUUCACUUGCCCGGAUCAAGGCAAGGAGGAUGUUCGGCCUCGUAUCAACUCGGGAAACUGAGUUUCGCGGGAGGUGAGGUGACUCCACCUCUCACUCCGCCAGAUUCGGCCGCCUUGCUAGCGGCCUCCUACACAUCUGGGGAGGAUGCGAAUGUCGCAAGUUCUCGGUACACUUACGAGGACUAUGUUGUCCACUUGGUCCCACCGUUGGACCAACCGCUCCACGUGCAACAAUCUACCGCAUGCACGGUUUCACUACCAUCGGCAACCGAGUCGGCAACUUCGCCGCCAUCUAUAGCCGGGGAUUCGACGAUAUGGUCAAGACUUGAAGAGCUCGACCCGUUGACGUUUGCGGACUUCCAAUGGAUGCCCCUUCCCCGCUCCGGUCGAUUGCCGAAACCGCAUAGCAACGUGCUCAUGGCACAAUUGCCGGAUUACUUGCACACUGCAGUACCAACUUCGUUGAUGGACGCCGGAGUAGAGGUUGUCGACCUUCACAAUUACAUUGCGAAGAUCGACCGCGAGUUCAGGACACAACGGUACGACGACAUCGACGCACCAUUGUUAUAUGUACGCAUUCAGAUCGGAGAGGCGACCUGCAGCGCUUUGAUCGAUUGCGGAGCAUCUCGCAACUACAUGAGCCAGGACUUUAUGGUACGCGUCGGCCUUGGCCCACACGUCCGGAGGAAGUCCCAGCCUGCGUAAGUCACGUUGGCAGAUGGUCACACGCACAAGUCAAUAGACGGUGCAUAGAUGACAUCCCCGUGUACUUUGCCCCGCAUACA